AUGUAUGCCGGCCGUGCCACGCAAUUUGCCAAAACCUUCAGCAGCAUGGCGUGCAGCAUUCAGAAGCAACCUACGCAGCCCGCACCAAUGGCGGCAGCAGCUGCUGCUGCAACAGUAACUACAGCAUCAACAACAACAGUAGCAGCAGCAGCAGCAGCAGCUACAUGCACAUCGAGUGGAGCCGGCACCGUGCCCUCAACACCCAAGACAACAAAAACAGCGGCCCAGCCACGUGGCUCAUUGCCGACGGAUGUGCAUGUUCAGCCGCCCCUAGAAUUUCAAUGGCCACCUCCGGUGCCCGUGUCCAGCCAUACGAGUAAUUUGCGUCUGAACAUGAUGAAUCAGGAUCCCAAGGACUUACAUACGGCACGCGCCAUUAUUGAGGAGCUGCGCUCAAAGGUCCGCUUCCAAACGGAGCACAUCAUGAAGUGGCGCAAAGCAUACGCAAUGCAGGUUCAGCAGCACUAUCGCUAUCAAAAGGAGAAAACGGAUCAGAUGAAUUCCUUAACCUCGCAGUUGCUGCUCCUUGAAUCGCGUCUGAAGCGCAAACAGAAGCAAAUCUCCAGUCUGCUCAACCACCGUGAGCUGACGAUUCAGCGGCAGCAGAAGAUCAUCGAUACGCUCUCGACACGACUCGUGGACCACGGCCUGGAGAGCAUUGAGGCUAGCUAUGCAAAUGAGUUGGACUCUCUGAAUGACUCCGAUUCGGCGGUGGUGCUGGAGGACAUUGACUCGGACACGAACAUGACUUUGGGCUCCCGGCGCAAGAAUAGCGGUGGCUGUGGGGGCUUGGGCAGCGAUGGCAUCACAAUAGUGCGCUCCAUAUCCGAUGCGAUUGAGACCAACCUGAAUAAGUAUGGCGCGGCUAGGCGGAAUAAUUGCUUUCUGCGUCGUCCGGACAUUUUGGAGACCGUGUAUUCGGUGGAGGAGGAUCCUGAACCCACAUCGGAUGUGGCCGAAAAGCGUGACAAGUUCAAAAAUCGUUCCGAUAAGGCGCUUAGUUCGAGUUCCACUGAGGGUCAAAUCGAUGCAGCAACAAUAACAUCAAUUGAGAAAGCCAAAGAGGUGUGCACGCCACGCCGCCAGCUGGGCGGCCUAAAGCGCUCCCCCAGCCACGAUUCGCCCUGCACCACGCUCAGCGUUAAGGUGCCACAACUACAGCCCAUGUCACCGACAGUGGCACCGGCAUCAUCACCGGACCCGGAGCCACACAACGGCAAGUCUCAGGUGACGAACUACAACCGAGUCAUGUCCAACCAUCGCUCGGUGACAAAGCCCAAGGACGUCAAGUACAAGCGCAUCAACAAGGCCAAGUCCAAAAGUCUGGAGGAGUUGCGCGGCAGGCUCAAGAACCUGGUGGAGCGUGGCAGUGGGGCGGCUGGUACUAUGGAUGCGGGCAAUGGCGCCCCUGCCUGCUAUGCGGCCAACAUGAUGCCACAAACGGCACAAUCGUACGCGUGA
This is a messenger RNA of Scaptodrosophila lebanonensis, 1461 nucleotides long. RefSeq lists its product as uncharacterized. NCBI's taxonomy places the organism in Eukaryota, Metazoa, Arthropoda, Insecta, Diptera, Drosophilidae. Bases 1 to 1461 code for a protein of 486 amino acids. The transcript has 3 exons. The record is from RefSeq and is a predicted model, not a curated record.